AUGAGUGCCUAUGUGCGGGAGACGGAGCCACUAGAAGAAGUUGCUGAGAUCGAGCAAGAAGCACCACUACAAGCCAGAAAACAAGCCGAAAAACAACAACAACGACAACAACAGCAACAAGAAAGUCCCUCCCUCUCCACCAAAGACCGGCCCCAUCUGCGAUCCCAUCUCAUCUCUCUAGUCCAAGGCAUGACCGACCUCAUCAACACCCGCGACUUCUCCUUCUCCUCGUGGGAACCCUUCCUGKCCCCUUCCUUCCGCGGAACGCCCGAUCCUCCCUUCCCACCCCUCAACGCGCCUCCCCGGGAAUACCUCGUAGGACUCCAGCAACGCAGUCUCGACAACCCGCACUGGCAGGUCCGGCCUCUGGAUUCUUCCACCCAAUUCCGUGGCAUGGAUGGCGAAGUCUUCCUCAAUUGUGAGGCGUUGGGCGUGCCGCAGGAGGGCAUCGUCACCAGGAGUUUUCUCGUCUUUACCUUUCGCGAGGGCAGGUGGGGCAAGAAGAGGGGUGUGUGGAGGUGUGUGGGCUUUGUGGGCGCGCACGGCGGGACGGGCUUGGAGGGCGUUGGGUAG
Ramularia collo-cygni is the source of this 573-nucleotide messenger RNA. RefSeq lists its product as uncharacterized. Bases 1 to 573 code for a protein of 190 amino acids. The transcript has a single exon. The record is from RefSeq and is a predicted model, not a curated record. Lineage: Eukaryota; Fungi; Ascomycota; Dothideomycetes; Mycosphaerellales; Mycosphaerellaceae.